AUGUCAGAAAAGACAGACUACACGCUGCCGCCUGCCUUGGAUCUUAAACUCGACAAGAAUGCCUUUAGAAAGACGGAGAUUCUUUUUGCAAUUGGGUUGCCCUUAGGUAAACAGUUCAAGAAGAUCUUAGAAAAACUUCGUGAAUACACCACUGGUUACUUAGCUCUGCCCAGAUUCAUGAAUAUCUAUACUGACUCUAAUGGAGUGAAGCGUAAAUUAGUGCUAAUACGAAGGAUUGACGACUCCAAAGUGUGGGACCAACUUCGAAACCUCAAUGUGGACAUUCCAUUGACUCCAAAUGAAGAUAUCACCUACUUGGAAUCACAUCCAAGUGCUCUCCUUGUGGAGAAUUGCUCACCAAGUGAGCGGACCGAUGGGCAAACUUUGCCUUCUAAGCCUUGUGCGUUUCGCAUGCCCUUGGAGUACGAAAAUUACCCUCUUGAUCGCGCCCUCAAAGUGGUGUUGCCAUCAGACAUGGAGGCCGUAACUGGAUUUACGUUGAUUGGUCAUGUGGCACACUUUAAUCUUAAACCGGCCGCCUUGCCCUAUCGAAAGCUCAUAGGUCAAAUUGCUCUGGACAAACUGCCUCUGGUGCGAACUGUAGUAAACAAGGCGGCGAAAAUAGACGCCGAAUUUCGGACUUUCGCAGUGGAUUUGAUGGCUGGGGAGGAGAAUUACCUGACUGAGGUGAAAGAAAAUGGCGUUACUUAUCAUCUGGAUUUCUCAAAGGUCUACUGGAAUUCACGCCUUGGUAAAUGGUUCUUAAAGAGUUCCUCACCUUUUUUAGGAACUGAACAUUGCAGAAUCAUUGAGGAAAUAAAGUGCAUCGCGAAGACGUCGGAUGCAACAUCCGUGGUUGUUUUCGAUGUAUUUGCGGGUGUUGGGCCAUUUUCCAUACCUCUAGCUCGUACUGGCAGCUGUCAAGUCCUUGCCAACGACCUUAAUCCUGACGCCUUUCAUUUUCUUCAGGAAAAUGUGCGUCGAAAUAGCUCCAAAAGGCACCCGCUUACGACGAAACAAAUCAAGUGCUUUAAUUUGGAUGGCAGAGACUUCAUUCGACAGGUUAUCCUUCCAUAUUACGAAACGGCCUCACAAUCUGACUCGACCGAGUUCUUCAUGCUCAUGAAUCUUCCGGGACUAGCUAUUGAAUUCCUGGACGUAUUUAGAGACUUCAAAGCCGAUUUCCCUACUAAACCCAUCCACAUUCGAUGUUACUGUUUUGUUCGUCACAGUCUCGAAAACGACACUUCAAAAAGUAUGAAACAGACGGAGGCAGAUACGGACACUCGUAAAAGAGUCUGCGAGGCUUUGGGUGUUGAAUUUGAUGCAAUCUCUGUGGAUGAUCAACAUGAAAACUCUUCUGGUACCUAUUUAACUGGGUGGAAGGUCCGGUUUGUACGAAACACGGCGCCGCUUAGGGACAUGUACUGUCUACAGUUCGAUCUCCAUCUCUGUGCGUCCCAUGCUUCUGCUAAGCGACCGAGAAAUGAAUAG
Echinococcus granulosus is the source of this 1494-nucleotide messenger RNA. RefSeq names its product tRNA (guanine-N(1)-)-methyltransferase. The record is from RefSeq and is a predicted model, not a curated record. The coding region runs from base 1 to 1494 and encodes 497 amino acids. Gene Ontology annotation, cellular component: mitochondrial matrix; cytoplasm. The transcript has 4 exons. Gene Ontology annotation, biological process: tRNA N1-guanine methylation; mitochondrial tRNA methylation. NCBI's taxonomy places the organism in Eukaryota, Metazoa, Platyhelminthes, Cestoda, Cyclophyllidea, Taeniidae.